Molecule: messenger RNA, 3720 nt
Organism: Mizuhopecten yessoensis (Yesso scallop)
Lineage: Eukaryota; Metazoa; Mollusca; Bivalvia; Pectinida; Pectinidae
Product: neuropeptide SIFamide receptor-like
Exons: 4
Coding region: 803-1948 (381 amino acids)
Biological process (GO): G protein-coupled receptor signaling pathway
Cellular component (GO): membrane
Molecular function (GO): neuropeptide Y receptor activity; peptide binding
Source: RefSeq, a predicted model, not a curated record
UCUCCCAGCAACGGACGUGCAUUGGCGCGUGUUGGCCCAAUGUUGUUAAUUCACACUAGCUAUGGAAGUAUUCGAUGUAUAAUGAGACUGAAGAUCAAGUGUACAUAUUCAUUAAUAAUAUAGAGACAGUCUGUUUACUGCCGGGAACAGCCACGUAAAGUGAACUUCCGUGGAAACUUCUAUACCCGUGGUGUAGUAUUAAUGUGAUGAAGACAUCAUAACUGCAGCACGAAGUAAUCGUUGGAUAUUGCAACUGUCGCACUAUUCCUGAUAUUUAUGUCCACAUGAAUUUCGCCCAUUAUACUGAAUGGUCCUGACGGCGGUAUGUGUACGACUAAACAGUAAAAUUUGUUGCGGUGGACAUAGUGGAAGACAUUCAGCAAUGUAGACGUUGUAUUUGUACAAGAUUCUUGGAAAAGUGUCUAUGCGUGACGUCAAAGUAGAGAGUACGGUGACGAUACAUGGACACUCCAAAUAAUACUAACACGCCUAGCCUCCGUGGCUACAUCGAUCCUGUUCCAUGUCUAUUAAGUGUGUGCUUACCACGACUGGGGACGUGGUGAUGUACUGUGGUAGCAUUUUAUGCUAGUUCUAUAACUGUUUAAAAUAAUGAUUAUUUAUUUGGAGUUUGGGAUUUUUUCUGCACCUAAGGUUGUACUCAUUACUAUUUGCUAAUUAUAUAACUGUUUAAGUCGUUUGUCAGUGUAUUGUGUAUCACCAUUGACAACAAUAAUCCUGUCCUUCAGUAAGGGUCAAACUUUAAUUUUGGUUGAUUUCCUAAAAGUACUGUUAACAACCCAAUAUGACAACCAUGACGGAAUCCUUAGUUUCGAGUACCGUGGAGAUGACCACUGUGUUUGACAAUACCAGUGUGACUUACUACAACCUACUGAAGCAGCCCCUUCACAUGAUCGUGAUCUACUCCUGUGUGUACUCGGCUGUGUUCCUGUUCGCCCUAUGUGGCAACCUUAUGGUCAUCACGGUGGUGGUGAGGAAUCGGUCAAUGCACAACGCCACCAAUUACUUCAUCGUUAAUCUAGCCAUCGCCGACGUCCUAGUGUCCAUCUUCUGUGUACCAAUAACUCUCCUCAGCAACCUCUACACAGGCUGGCAGUUUGGAGAAUUCACCUGUCGUGUGACGCCCUACCUCCAGGGAGUAUCGGUUAGCGCCUCCGUCAACACACUGGUGGCCAUAGCGGUGGAUAGGUACCUUGCGAUAUGCAGAACACUGGAAUUUAAACUAGAGUCUAAAACCUGCAAGUCCAUCAUCGUGUGUAUCUGGGUAGUAUCGCUAGCCAUUAUGGUACCCUGGGCCGUGUUUUACGACAUAGCCGAGUUCAAAACCUCUCUACAGGUGGUGCCUAUUUGUAUUCAAAGAUGGCCAAGUCCAGUGGCAAAGAAGGCCUAUGUGAUAGGCGCGCUGUUUUUGUGUUGUUACGCCAUCCCUCUCGUCCUUAUAUGCGUCUUCUAUUUGUUGAUAGCACUACGGGUAUGGAACAGAGAACCUCCAGGCGCAAAGAAUUCUAGUUCCUACAUCAUCCACCGGUCUAGAGUAAAAGUCGUCAAAAUGAUAGCCGUUGUUGUCAUUAUGUUCGCCGUAUCCUGGCUCCCACUUUACGCUGUUAAUCUCAAACUAAUUCUGUAUGGAGUAGAAGAUCAUGAAACACAGAUUAUGAGCGAGAUUGUGAUUCCUUUCGCUCAGUGGCUUGGGUCGUCUAACAGUGUGAUGAAUCCAAUAGUAUACUGCUUCUUUAGCCGUAAGUUUAGAGAUGGAUUUAAGGAUGUGAUCACGUGCUUCCGAUUUCGGUCGAGGUCUUCAUCUCACUACGUGAGACCAAGUAUAAACAUGAAGUACCAUAACCACAAACAAAGUCCAUCGCACCGCACUCACUCGUCACUGUGUCCCAGUCCCGAUAGGAGUUACACUAACUCCGACACUUUCGUCUGACUACAACUCCUUGGAAUUUCCCGUCUCUGUGUCCCUCCCAGUCACGGAAGGAGUUACACAAACUCUGACACUUUCAUCUAACUACAUCUCCCUGGGCUUCCACGUUCCUGUGUCCCAGUCCCGAAAGGAGUUAUACAGUUGUACUCCGACACAUUCGUCUGACUACAUCUUUAUUUUAAUCAUACGUCCUAAGGAGUUACAAUGUGUGAAAAUCUGACUGCACCAGCUUUAACCCGAGACUAGACUAAAGCUACAGCGCCAAUGAUAAGUGUGUGACCGACUUUAUAACAUCUCUACUGUCACAAUUCUAGAGUAGGACACAACCCAACAUGUACUAGAUCAGCAGAAAAGGACUAAAUGUAAAAAGACAAUCGACGCCCGUAGGAUUUCCAUCGCUGUAGUCAACACCUCAGAGGUCUUCAAACAACCCAUACUAGUCAAGUAGACCAGCCACUGUUCUAACGCAUGGCUGGACGAAUGAACAUGCUUUUAACGAACAACUGUGUUAAAUAUUAUUUGCAUAAAUGAUGUAACUUAUAUACCCAGACACUAUACAUGUAUAUCAGUAUAUCAGUAUAUUAUAUGCAUGUAACUUUCUUUGUAGUUUAUUUCACGAAGAAUAAUUGAACAGAAUAUCAUAUAUGUUAUAAAAUAAUUGUCCAAGAUAUAAGUUAUAAGAUAAAUUCAAUAAGUUUCUGUAUAAGAUAUAUAUUCAUUUAAGAUACAUGUACGCAUCUCAUUAAGAAAAUUAUAUAAGAUAUCUUAAAAAAUAAUCAAGAUACACUACAUUGUAUUUGAUAUAAUAAGAUGUAUUAACUGCUAUUUAAGAUAGUUUCUACUAGUCUCACUGUAGGUGUCUACAUUCCACAUACUAUAUAUAAACUAUAGUCAUUUUUAUAAUCACCAAUCUUUCAUCGUAACUCGCUUAGAGAAAUAUGUAUGAAUAUUAAACUCGGUAUUAUCUGAAUGCUAUGUCUUUAAAGUUGGUAGCUGGUAGCUGGUUUUGUAAGAACAUCUUUUGUGAGCUGGGUUCAUGAAAUAAAUGGAGUAAGACAAGUAAAUAGCCUAUUCUCAGAAUAGUCUAUAUUAUAAACAGCAGACUAGGAUCGGUCAAUCAAGGGUAACUUUGUACCGUAUACGAACACCUCUCCUUGACCUCUGUACAUUGUUAUCAAAGACUGUCUUAAAACAGUAUAAGCAACCUUUUCAAAAACAGAUGAGUGACUUUUGACGGGCUGACUUGCGGUGAUUGAGGCGAUUGGCAUUGUAAACGGAACAUGCUAUUACAACCCUUUUGCAUUCCAAUUCUGUUGUUUGUAUCGAUUUUUGGUUUUAAAAUUGGGUUGUGAUCGAUGUCUGUCAGAGCUUACAAAAUGCAUUUAACAAUCAAUUGCAGAGUUGUUACAACGCUUAUUGUGCGAUAUAUAUCAAACUUGGAUACUUCCGAUGACUUGGCAACGUUUCGUUGAAGUUUAGGAACAUAAAUGGCGGUAAAAGUUAAUAUCGUUAACUGUAUAUAUAUGACUGAUGUUUGCCGUUUGGAUGAAGUGUAAGGAGACAGCUGUGAGAGGUUAACAUUCAAUAGAUAGGACUUCAUGCUAACUUUCACACACUUUUCACAUUUGAACAUACAUCUAAUUUCUGCUAAUACGUACAUCUCCAAUGGAAGCGCUUCGGUUGCUAUUGUAUGUUUCAAAUACAAAAUUUGACGUAGGCAAUUUAAAUGUUUACCUAGGCGCUACCCCGACAUGAACAUGAACAUAUUGAUGAUG